Myotis myotis is the source of this 6708-nucleotide messenger RNA. It is a transcript of the gene ZNF445, whose product is annotated as zinc finger protein 445. Bases 319 to 3480 code for a protein of 1053 amino acids. NCBI's taxonomy places the organism in Eukaryota, Metazoa, Chordata, Mammalia, Chiroptera, Vespertilionidae. The record is from RefSeq and is a predicted model, not a curated record. Gene Ontology annotation, biological process: regulation of DNA-templated transcription. The transcript has 7 exons.
GAGGCUGCGCGGGGGCCCGUUGGCUGGUCCUGGACCCCGUGCCCGCAGCGCCGAGGGCGGGUCUGGGAGCGCUUCGCCGCCCGGGGCGCCCCGCCCGGAGGAGACCAUUUGGAGGAAUGGUUUCCGCGCUUUCUCUCCUCUCCUAAUUGUGCAAACAAAGCUGCUCAUUGCCGACGGCUAGGGACGCGGUGACGUCUGAUGUCCCAGUAAAUGGCAUUGUCUGCUACGGUGCUGAAAAGAUACUCCCAACGUCCCAGCGGCGGCACGGCUAACCUGGGCUUGGUUUGCACUCUGCUGUGGACACCCUAAGCAGGAGUGAUGCCUCCAGGCAGGUGGUAUGCGGUCCAUCCAGCGCAGGCCCAGGCUUCACGGGAGCGAGAACGCCUUCAGCUGGUGAAGAAGGAAGAAGAGGAUGAAGGCUACACUGCAGUGCAGGCUCCUAGGCCCCAGACACUCAACCUUCCUGGCCAGGAGCUGUUCCGCCAGCUCUUCAGACAGCUUCGCUACCACGAGUCUUCUGGGCCCCUUGAGACUCUGAGCCGGCUCCGGGAGCUCUGCCGCUGGUGGCUGAGGCCCGACGUUCUCUCCAAGGCCCAGAUCCUGGAGCUGCUGGUGCUGGAGCAGUUCCUGAGCAUCCUGCCCAGUGAGCUCCGGACCUGGGUGCAGCUGCACCACCCUGAGAGUGGCGGGAAGGCUGCGGCCCUGCUGGAGGAGCUGCAGAGAGACUUCAGUGGGACACCAUGGACGGACCCAGCCCCUGCCCAGAGCCCAGAUGUGCAAUGGAUGGGUACGGGAGCCCUGCGAGCCGCACAGAAAUGGCCCUCUGCUUCACCUCCCAGGAGCGGCUCUGCUCGGGGGGACCACCUGGAGCCUCCCUAUGAAAUAGGAGUGCGUGACUUCCUGGCUGGGCAAUCCGAUCCUCCUGCUGCCCAGGUGCCUGCCCUUCCCCAGGAAGAGGGCUGCCCUGGAGAUGGGGCGACAGCCCAGCCUCAGGAGGCUCUGACCUUCAAGGACGUGGAGGUGACCUUCUCCCAGGAUGAGUGGGCCUGGCUGAACCCUGCUCAGCGGAACCUCUACAGGGAUGUGAUGCUGGAGAACUAUGGGAGCUUGGCUUCUCUGGUGGGGCCACUCGCCAAACCUGCUCUGAUCUCUUGGUUGGAGGCAAGGGAGCCGUGGGGCCUGAAUGUCCAGAGAGCCCAGCCUAAGGCGAAGCCAGGUGCUGCCCCGGCAGGUGAGUUCCAGAGAACCUACCAGAUCCUGCUCCUCCAGCGUCUGCUCUCUUUCUUACCAUCUUUCACACCAGGAGGCGAGCUCCAGAUUAAAUCAAGCAAGCUCAUCCUAAACCCCAAACCUUUGGAAGAUGCACAGGCCUUAGCUGUGUCGUCAGGAUGUCGUGUGAUGAGUGUUUCUGAGGAAACAGGGCCCAGAGAACUUGUGGAACAGAAGAGCCCGUUACAGGAGGGAAGUGGCAAUCCCACACACGCGAGUGCUAAGAGAAAAGAGGCCAGUUUCAGUCACCGGACAGGAAAGGAACCGGAAGACUCGGGCGGCGGUAGUAGCGUCAGUCUCAGACACGUAUAUUUUCGAGUUCCCAAAAGAAAAAGGAAGCAUGGCUGCGGCCGACACUUCAGAGGGAGCUCAUACCACUAUGACUACAAGGAGUACGGGAAAGGCCUCAGGCUCAUGAUCAGCGGGUUUAACCUACAUCAGAGAAUUCACGCUGGACUGAAAGCCCCCUCGAAGGAUGCGCACGGGAAAGACUUCAGCCUCGGCUUGCAUCACCAACGCAAUCUUCACGUGGUGGGGACUUUCUAUAAGUGCGCCGACUGUGGGAGGAACUUCAGCCGUAGCUCCUACCUCGAAUACCAUCAGAGACUCCACACUCAGGAGAAGCCCUUUAAAUGCCGAGUGUGUGGGAGAGCCUUCAGGUGGAGCUCCAACCGCGCGCGACACGAGAGAAUUCACACUGGACUGAAACCUUAUAAAUGCGAUUUAUGCGGCAAAACUUUCCAGCGCCUGUACGCCUACCACCUGCACCAGGAGUCCCACGCCAACCAGCUGUAUCUCAAAACUAGGCGGCGUCAGGAAGCGCUCGCCUACGGCCCCCGGUUGGAUCAUCAUUUGCAAGACCAAGGCGGGGAGAAGCUCUUUGACUGCAGCCAGUGCAGGAAAUCCUUCCACUGUAAAUCGUAUAUCCUGCAGCAUCAAAGGAUCCACACGCAGGAGAAGCCCUUUAAAUGUACCAAAUGCAGGAAAACCUUUCGGUGGAGGUCCAACUUCUCUCGCCACCAAAGAAUGCACCAGGAAGAAAAGUUCUAUAACCCAGACAGGGGCAGCGAAGACUGGAGGGAGGCCCCCGGCUGCAGUCAGCCCCAGAGCGACCCCCCUGCGGAGGAAGCUUUCCUGUGCCCGCAGUGUGGGCAGACUUUCCCCGGGAGGAAAGCGCUCCUUAACCAUCAGAGGACCCACACAGGCCAGGAACCCUACCGCUGCGGCGAACGUGCGAAGGAGUUGACGCACAGGUCGAAAUUGAUCGUUCGUAGGAAGCAGCAUGCCCUCAACAGAAGCCCUGAUGACCGGCCCUCCCGCAGCCAGGACGGAGCGCUCCAGGUCCCCCCGAGCAGCCUGGCCCCGAGCAGCCCGGCCCCGAGCAGCCCGGCCCCGGAGAAGCCCUUCACGUGCAGCCAGUGCGGGAAAGGCUUCCAGAACCACUCCUUCCUCCUCAUCCACCAGCGGGUUCACACCAGAGAGAAGCCGUAUCAGUGCAGGGAUUGUGGGAAAGCUUUCCGGUGGAGUUCCAACCUCUCGCGACACCAGAGGAGCCACUUUCUGGGAAAACGGCUGCUCCUGUACCGUGACAGCGGGGACACUUCCGAUGUGCAGCCACAAAGCCUGGAGGACGAGAAGAAAGCCUUCUGGUGCCAAGAAUGCGGGAAGAGCUUUACGCGUAAAAGAACCCUCUUAGAUCAUAAGGGGAUCCACAGUGGAGAGAAGCGCUACAAAUGUAACCUCUGCGAGAAAUCUUACGAUCGAAAGUACCGCCUGGUGAAUCACCAGAGAACCCACACGAAAGAGAAGCCUUUCAGAUGUCAGUGGUGUGGGAAAGACUUCAUCGCAAAGCACACCCUCUGCAUCCACCAGAGGAAGCACACCCGCCUGGCGCCGUCGGAAGGCAGCCUGGCCGGGCCGUCUUCCUCUCAGGACAGAGGGCCGAGUUUGCAGGAGUUAAAGCGGAGCGGGGAGAGGCCCGUGGAGGACCGUGAGCAGGGCUCCGGGCCCAGUGGACCACAGGACUUACCCGCGGAGAAAAAGUGUCACAAGUGCAGCACGUGUGGGAAAGCGUUCAGCAAGACCUCCCAGCUCAUCAGCCACAGGAGAUUCCACACUCGCGAGAGGCCCUUCAAGUGCACCAAGUGCGGGAAGACCUUCCGGUGGGCUUCCAACCUGGCUCGGCACAUGAAAGGGCACCUUGGUGAUUAGCUGGGGCCUGACGGAGGGAAGAGGCGGUUCCCGGAGGACCUCAGAGGGAGGUGCUGCGGGAAAGUGCUCCCAGAGGGCCCAGCCCUCUUCAUUGUGGAAGCUGGUCGCAGAGAAUCCCGAGGAUUCAAAAGCUCAGAGGCCCCUCGUUUUACCUGCUGGGGAUGAGAUGCUCUUUGGGGACCUUCCGGAGACUCGGGCCCUCAGGAGUGGCCUUUGUGCCAUGGCCUGGAGCUCCCCGGCCAGGUCUUCUUCCGUAACUAAAGGGUGAUGUAGGCCAGUGCCCUUCUGGGUUGGCGAGGCGGGCCGUGGCUGCUGGGAAGGGGCCCUGAGGUUUUCCUCGGAGUUUGAUCUGUUCUGGUUCCUAUUCUGUUUGACCUUAAAGCAACAGCAGCUGCAGGAACUCCUCCGAGUCACCCCAUAUGCCUCCUGGGGAGCUCUGGCUGCAGCUUCAGCCUUCACAGCUGGCUUGGAUCUCUGCUGUGGGCGCCAAGUGGAGGAGAGCAGGUGUCGGGUCCCUCACUGGAGCGUGGAGCUCUCCCAUCCCGUCCCCAUCCCAUUCCCCAGGUGUGCAGCUCUGUCUGUUAAACAGAAAUGUGCUGAGCUCCUCCCACGUGCCAGAGACACCGCAGUGACCCGAAUAGUGCCGUCUUGGAUCUUUACAGAUAAACAUACGAGAUCCAUAAACGUUUGGGUUGGUGUGUGUGUUGUGGGCAACACGCAUCGGAGAAGCGUCAGAGGGCAUGCUGGAUUGGGAGGUGGGUUGUGGUUUUAAACAGGCUGGUCAUGAAGGGCCUCGGCUGAGAAGGUGACAUUUGAGCAAAGACCUGAAGAGUCGGGAGUGGGCCCUGGCGGUCUCUAGAGCCACGCACAGGAGGUGGGCUCCUGUCUGGUGUCUCAGGGAGUGACAGGGGGCCCCUGGGCUGGAGUGGAGUGAGCCAGUGGAAGAGAGGGGGCCAGAGAGGCGGUGGGCAAGCCACAGGGCAUCGGGGGCCUCACUGGGCCUGGACGAUAUAAAAAAACAUAUAUAUUUAUUGAUUUUAGAGAGAGAGGAAGGGAGAGGGAGAGAGAGAGAUAGAAACAUCAGUGAGAGAAAAACAUCAUCAAUCGGCUGCCUUCUGCAUGCCCCCACCGGGGAUCGAGCCGCAACCCAGGCAUGUGCCUGACAGGGAAUCAGUGACCUCUUGGUGCACGGGACAGCGCUCAACCACAGCCACACCUGCCGAGUGCUUUUGGAUGAUUUGAGUUUAGAAGUGAUGUGGUCUGAAUGUGAAUUGCAUCUUACAAGAGUUAACCACAGACCCAAGGACUCAGUAAAAUGUCGAAGCUGAAAAUGUUUUAUGCAGUUAUCCCUGCUGCCUGUUUCUAUGCGUGAACACCCCCCUCCCUACCUGCCCCCAUCAAGUAUCUGAAUAUUCUGAGACCAGCAGCUCUCCCCCGGUGUAAGCAGUUGUGAUUGCAGCUCUGACCUCUGCAGGCUGCCGUGUGCUGUCUCCCUUCACCUGCAGUGCCACACCCGUCCAUGCUGGCUCAGGACCUCACUCUUCCAGGCCCAGCUUUCCCUGACCCUCGUCCCUUGAAGCCCUCUCCCCUGCCCCGCCUUUCCUGGUCCCUGUUUCGUGCUGUCUUAGGUGUUGUCUGGAUUUGCAGAAGUUACGCUCACCACCACAGCCAGACUGAGGCCAGGGCUGAGUGCUUGCUUACCUGUUGGCCACGCAGAGAUUUUGCACAAAGUUGCCUCUGUUGAGGAAGAUAGAGCUGAGUUUAGUUUAGCUGAGUCAUGAUUGGAGUCUUUUGAAAGGGUUCUUGAGUGAAACGUCGACUGGAGGCCACCCACAAGUGCACUCCUGUAAUUAGGAGCCCGGCUCUGUGUGGUUCCGAGCCACAGGCACCAGUGAACAGUUUCCGACGGCCCCAGUCACAGUACCCAUCUCGCACCCCUCUCUGGCCUGGAGGGCACACCCCCUUUUCCAACCCUGCCCUGCCUUCUCUCCCCAAGAACUGAAGUUGGGGCUGAAGAGAGCCAGGUGGGCAUCAGCAGGUCUUUCAGUCAGCUGUCCGGUGUCAGCCCAGCCUUGCUGACCGAGACCGUCAGCCCACAGAGUCGUGUACAGAGAAGAAAGCCCAGGAAAUGUGAAUGAAACGGACCAUCUCACACUUACCACGCUGGCAAAUUGUUCAUGUGGGUGUGUGGGCCCUGGGCACUGACUGCUGUGGGAGCGGGAACUGAUGACGGUUGUGCGAAGCGGUUUGCAAAAUCUUGUAAAGUUGUGUGUACUCGGUCACCUAGUAAUCUGCUCCUGGAUAAACCACAGAACAACGGCUGUGACACAGGAGAUGCGUGUGAGCCUGCAUUGCAAUACUGUUCGUUGCAGUUGGCAAGAUUGUUGAGAUAGCGAGAUUGGGAAAAGCCUACAUUCCCAUCAGCAGAACAGAGAAGUCAGUGGGUUGUUUUGGAAUUUUGGGAAGCGAGUGUGAAAGAGCCGGAGUCGCAUCUUUCACGGAUAAAUAAAACGACGCUGAGAAACUGGUGAAGGUACAGACAAGUACCGUUUCUGUAAAGUUCAACGCUGUAUCUGUGAGUCCGUUACUUAAACGUCUUUGUGUUUCACUUUUUCUGUAAAAUGAAAUAUUUGUGCCAACCUCACAGGUGACUGGGGUUGGGGGUAGUUAAUGAAAUGGUGUAAGUAAAGUGGUUAGAACAGUGGCUGCCGUGUGAGCACUGGUGGCAUAUAGUAAACCAUGUUGUUACUGUUCUGCACUAUAUAUUUCAGUGCUUCUCAACCUUCUGGCCCUUUAAAUACAGUUGCUCAUGUUGUGACCCAGCCAUAAAAUUAUUUUCGUUGCUACUUCAUAACUGUAAUGUUGCUCCUGUUAUGAAUCGUAAUGUAAAUAUCUGAUAUGCAGGAUGGUCUUAGGCGACCCCUGUGAAAGGGUCGUUCAACUGCCAAAGGGGUCACAACCCACAGGUUGAGAACCGCUGAUAUAUUUCCUGUGGACGCAAAUUAUAUGAAACCAGAGUAUGAAAUCGUGUAUUGGAACGAUGUGUGAAUGUCCUGCUCUGCCCUCCCAGGGCAGGGGUUGCUGAUGAAAUUGGAGGCUUCGCUUGUGUUUUCUUUUUAAAAUUACUGUCGAUGUUGGUCAGCAUGUGGAUUUAGUAGCAUAGUGCGGUGGGUGCUUUUUUAACUGUCUGCUUAAAAUCCUUAAAAAUAAAAAGUUUUUACGCCUGGG